UUAUAUUUCAUGCGAGGAGUCAAAAGAGCGUUAGCGUUAUUAUAACAAAGAAAAUACGGCAUCAAUUUUCGCUUGCAGUGUACAAACAUAUCAUCCAUCACAGGUACAGGAAUAUUGGUUCAGCCUUCGCUGGUGCAUAAAGUAACGUGCAAAUAAUAAAUAGUUUGCUUUUGCGAAAAGAAUUCGUAAAUAAAUAAAUACUAAUUUGUGCUCAUUGUUCAACAAUUAAUAGUAAAAGUAGAUGGCUGGUAAACAAUAAAUAGAAAACUGUGUGUAACGACGUGUCGUAAAGUAAAUGACAAUAAUAAAAGUUGCAUUAUUAUGGAUAUUUAGUAACUGAAUCUACAUAAACCAUAUACGUAGGUAGGUACAUAUAGUUCUAUUGUAUGACAUAUACUCAAACUUGGAGUGAAUUAUGUCUCUGCUUUUGUACGAGUUAUUUAGUAGUUGCGUCACAAAAUACAAAUCUAACCGCAACGCAACCGUGUAUCGAGUGUCUUUCUAACGAGUAAAUACGUACUUCAACCAAAAGCGGUACCAGGAGUUGGAGGAAAGAAACAUUCUUCUUAUUUUUUUACGUGCAUAUCUAAAUUAUUUAUUAGGAAAUUUGGUGUAAAUUAUAAUUCUCCGUAAAAAUGAAACGAGUCCAAGAUCGAUGGAAAUCCAUUUGUAAAGUGGGAUUUAUAACAUUAAUUUAUACCUUCGUUGUGAUAAUCUCUCCGGUACUGGUGGUGACCCUGUUGUCCCUGUGCAUCUACAAGUACGGGAUAUUGAGACUCGUGGUGAAAUAUUUUAAGCCAAAAUUAAUACAAGGACUGAAUGAAAGAGAUGCAUUUUAUGCGACGGAUCGCUUCUGGGAAGAUUCCAGAGCGAGUUGUGGUCUCAUUUUGGUCUUGGAGGGGAACGUCUCGUUGGACCAGAUACGAGAAAACUUUUUCAGUCAAGUAAUCGAAGCUAAAUCUUCCCCAUCCUCAGGAGGAGACGAGGAUAUCAAGCUAUUUCCUCGUCUCACCCAAAUUCCUCAAAAAUUUGGGGGUUACUAUUACUGGCAGAAAGCCAACUAUUUUCUGAUUAACGAGCACAUUCGACCAAUUGAAGCCCCAAUUGAUGAAAAUGGGCUGAAGAAAUUUGCUGGGACGGUGUUAACUCUGCCAUUUCCGAAUAAAAGACCACUGUGGGAAAUCCUAGUCAUUUCGUCGUAUUCUUACAAGAAACUUCACCGCAACAGCACCACGGACACUGUGAGUUUGGGAGAAAUUGAAUGUUUUGAUGAUGAUAAGGCUCCCCCCUCUUCUGCAAAAUAUUCAGCACUUGUGAUACGAAUGCAUGCAUCAAUUGCAAACCAUGACUUGAUGAUGAGGAUGGUCACGUUAUUGUGCAACAGGAAUACUUUCUCUUUGUACCCUCUCAAACUUCCAGACUGUGUGAGUACUGCGAAGGACAGUGACAGUCUUCAGGGGUCAAAAUGCUCUUCCUCUCUUCCAGCUAACCGUGAUAAUCCUGUGAGUUUUCUGGACAAAAUCCGAGCACUUUUCAAAACCCCCCAAAAUAUUCACGCCUUCCUCCAAUCAUUUCUUCGAAAGCCUUCUUCCCAUCUUUACUCUUGUGAUAGUAACUCCACGACCGUCUCAUGGACGACGCUUAACUACCCUGUGAUUUCAAAAAUUGUACAAAGCCAAGUUGUAGACCGUCCCGCGGUCCUUAUUUCAGUCAUUGUGGGAGCUUUAACUUCAAAUGGUGUCGGAUUCCUGCUAGAAACCCACCAAACUCAGUACGAAACUCGAGAUUGUGACGAAGAAAUGAACAAGAGCAAGAAUAACAGUAUCGCAAUUAUGUGCUCCGUAGACAAAAAUUGUGUCAAAAUGUCGCCACCCCAUCAGAAAUGCGAUGGGGAGAUGGUAUUUCUCAAAAGCUGUUGUGAAUAUUCCUCUCCUUCUGCUCGGAAUGAAACUGGGUGCAUAGAACUACUCCAAGAGGUCAAUCGGAAACUGACUUACGCUGUAAAACCGGAAGUCGGAAACCAACUUUCUAUUUCUUCCAAUUUCUUAAAGUUCCUAGCAAUUUUUCCACACUCGAUUGUUCGCUAUGUCAACUUUCACUGGCUUCGAGGAGCCACCAUUAUUUUUCAACAGUGCAAAUCUGAUCUGGGCGAAAUGCUGAGGGAAGCUCCAAAGCCGAGCCAGAGUUUGAGACGCAUUUCAGAAAUUCCAAAUGAUCUUAUUUUCAUUGGGGAUCAUCAAUUAGUGGAUGUCAUUCCGCUGCAUGGACUUCAAUUCAGACACAGUGCCAUUGGAGCAGUUGCCAUAAAGUUUCAGAAUUCCGUAAAAAUAAGCAUGACCAUUAACUCGGAUCUUUUGAAGGGAAUCUCAACAUCAACAAUGCAAAGAACUUCAUCAAUAAGUUCCUCUAAUCUCGUGGACAAACAAGUCAAGACUGAUCACAUCGUCCACAGCAUGGGCGGACAAGUGGGCAAGAUUUUCGAAGGGGGCAAAGAUGAACAUGGGUUCGUCAGAAUUCCAAUAAUGUGAAAACAAUUAAAGCUUAAAUUAAGUGAAGAUGAUGUCAAAUUAUAACCAUUUAUAUUCCAAUUUCAAAAUUAGCUUAUAAGGUAUACACAGCAACUUCUAUUUACGGCACCAUUUUGAUUUGACAAGUUGACUUGGACUUAUGUAUAAUAAUCAGAAUUUAAAGACUCAUCAUGUGAUUUUUACAAUACGACAAUAAAUUGUUUGUUAAAUAUCAAUAGUGAACAUUUUCUUUUGUCGUGUCCCAAAAAAAACAACUAAUAACAAGGAAGCUUGUUAAACGAUUAAAUAUUUUUUUCUUUAAAUAUAUAUUACAUAUGCAUAACAAACAAGUGUUACUUGUCGUAAAAUUAACUCGCA
Molecule: messenger RNA, 2885 nt
Organism: Folsomia candida
Lineage: Eukaryota; Metazoa; Arthropoda; Collembola; Entomobryomorpha; Isotomidae
Exons: 4
Coding region: 636-2528 (630 amino acids)
Source: RefSeq, a predicted model, not a curated record